This is a messenger RNA of Saccoglossus kowalevskii, 2230 nucleotides long. RefSeq names its product pre-mRNA-processing factor 6-like. Gene Ontology annotation, biological process: mRNA splicing, via spliceosome; spliceosomal tri-snRNP complex assembly. NCBI's taxonomy places the organism in Eukaryota, Metazoa, Hemichordata, Enteropneusta, Harrimaniidae. Gene Ontology annotation, molecular function: protein binding. The record is from RefSeq and is a predicted model, not a curated record. Gene Ontology annotation, cellular component: U4/U6 x U5 tri-snRNP complex; catalytic step 2 spliceosome.
GGAAUCACUGGAAACUCUUUUACAGAGAGCUGUGGCACAUUGUCCUAAGGCUGAAGUGCUAUGGUUAAUGGGAGCCAAGGCCAAGUGGAUGGCAGGUGAUGUGUCGGAUGCUAGGAGUAUUCUAUCACUAGCGUUCCAGGCUAAUCCAAACAGUGAAGAGAUCUGGUUGGCUGCCGUUAAACUGGAGAGUGAAAACAAUGAAUACGAAAGAGCCAGACGAUUGUUAGCGAAAGCUCGUAGUAGUGCUCCAACUGCUAGGGUAUUCAUGAAAUCAGUGAAGUUAGAAUGGUGUUUAGGAUGUAUUCGUGAAAGUUUUAUUUUACUGGAGGAAGGUCUCAAACAUUACCCAGAGUUUGCUAAGUUAUGGAUGAUGAAAGGGCAGAUUGAAGAGCAAGAAAACAGAUCUGAAGAUGCUAGAAAAACAUAUCAACAAGGGCUCAAGAAAUGUGUGCAUUCCAUAUCACUGUGGUUGUUGCAUUCACGAUUAGAGGAGAAAGCCGGUAAUGUGACCAAAUCAAGAGCUAUAUUAGAAAAAGCUAGACUUCAUAAUGCACAUUGUCCUGAGCUAUGGCUGGAAGCUGUACGGGUGGAAGAAAGAGGUGGUAAUAAAAAUAUUUCACAAGCAAAUAUGGCCAGAGCAAUACAAGAUUGUCCAAACUCUGGUAUAUUGUGGGCAGAAGCUAUAUUUAUGGAGGCAAGACCACAAAGGAAAACAAAAAGUGUUGAUGCAUUAAAACGAUGCGAACAUGACCCAAAUGUAUUACUAGCAGUGUCAAGGUUAUUCUGGACUGAGCGUAAACUUAGCAAAGCAAGGGAAUGGUUUAAUAGAACUGUGAAGAUUGAACCAGACUUAGGGGAUGCGUGGGCAUACUUUUAUAAAUUUGAACUACAGAACGGGAAUGAGGAACAACAGGAAGAUGUGCGAAAGAAAUGUAUCAAUGCCGAGCCGCGUCAUGGUGAACUUUGGUGUUCUGUUGCAAAAGAUAUUGUGAAUUGGCGUAAGAAAACUGAAGAGUUGCUGCCAUUGGUUGCAAAAGUUGUCCCGCCUGUUGCGUAGGCCUGCAGCCCUCCCCUGUCUGUUGCGUAGACCUGCAGCCCUCCCCUGCCUGUUGCAUAGACCUGCAGCCCUCCCCUGUCUGUUGCGUAGACCUGCAGCCCUCCCCUUCCUGUUGUGUAGGCCUGCAGCCCUCCCCUGUCCUGUUGUGUAGGCCUGCAGCCCUCCCCCGCCUGUUGUGUAGGCCUGCAGCCCUCCCCCGCCUGUUGUGUAGGCCUGCAGCCCUCCCCCGCCUGUUGUGUAGGCCUGCAGCCCUCCCCCGCCUGUUGUGUAGGCCUGCAGCCCUCCCCCGCCUGUUGUGUAGGCCUGCAGCCCUCCCCCGCCUGUUGUGUAGGCCUGCAGCCCUCCCCCGCCUGUUGUGUAGGCCUGCAGCCCUCUCCCGCCUGUUGUGUAGGCCUGCAGCCCUCUCCCGCCUGUUGUGUAGGCCUGCAGCCCUCUCCCGCCUGUUGUGUAGGCCUGCAGCCCUCUCCCGCCUGUUGUGUAGGCCUGCAGCCCUCUCCCGCCUGUUGUGUAGGCCUGCAGCCCUCUCCCGCCUGUUGUGUAGGGCUGCAGCCCUCUCCCCUGCCUGUUGUGUAGGCCUGCAGCCCUCUCCCGCCUGUUGUGUAGGCCUGCACCCAGCCACUGUCAGUAUGUUCCGCAAUUACUAGGGAACCAAUUAUUCAUGGACACAAAUAAGUGAAAAUAAAACUAGAACUUAGUGACUUAUUUGUAAAUUUUGCGGUGUUGACUUUCGAUGAUUCUAUUGGUUGUACUUGAACAUAUUUCGAUAAACAUAAUAGAUUCUUGGUAACACCACUGAGUGAAUCCAAAAUAGCUGACUAAUGGCCAUUUUGUUUUUAACAAAUGCUGUCUUGAAAGCAUAUCGCUAACAUGACUGGGAGUGAUCUUGUUCAAACUUUACAUAUUUCAUGCUAGAAAUGCACUAUGUAUAUAUCAUGGGCAGAAUAAAGGAAAGAAUCAUACAAAUAAACGGCUCCACUUUGUAUUAUGUCUCAUAUUAGUUAAAUCAACUAUAAUGCUGGCAGUUAAAAAAAAAUGGACAGGGAUAUUUUUACACUAAAAAUGUAUUUCACUUAUCUCAUUGUCUAUCGAGGUUGUGUCAUAUCUAUCACUAUUUUUAUCUCUUAUACAUUAUAUAUACAUUGUAUAUUAAAGAUGUUAUUGUUUUUCAAAUUU